Molecule: messenger RNA, 2895 nt
Organism: Osmerus eperlanus (European smelt)
Lineage: Eukaryota; Metazoa; Chordata; Actinopteri; Osmeriformes; Osmeridae
Gene: anapc5
Product: anaphase promoting complex subunit 5
Exons: 17
Coding region: 421-2721 (766 amino acids)
Biological process (GO): anaphase-promoting complex-dependent catabolic process; positive regulation of mitotic metaphase/anaphase transition; protein K11-linked ubiquitination
Cellular component (GO): anaphase-promoting complex
Molecular function (GO): protein binding
Source: RefSeq, a predicted model, not a curated record
GCGCCAUUGUUGCAAUGACGUAAAUAUCGAGGGACAGAGGAGGGGAGUUUGAAGCUAUCAUUUUAGAGUGUCUUGAAAAAUGUAGCUAAAAUGAUAGUUAAAUGUAUUUUGAUAAGCAGCUAGCGCUACAUGCCAAUAGAUAAUCCGUUACAUUCGAUGAUAUUUUUUUUGGGCGACGCUUAUAACUAAUAUGUGCCAGUUUACUGCUAGCUAGGUAGCUAACUACAGUACAGUCAUAACAGCUCAUCGUUUUGGCUUUGAUCUUCUUACUUUAAUAGUGCUAUUCGGGAAACUUGUCUGCAAGUAUUUUGCAAAACGUGCACAGUUAGCUAGGAACAUUAACUAUCGUCUUACUGGUUAAAGAUUUUAGCCUCAUUAUUACCUAUAUCAUCUAGCUAGGUAACUCUCCUUUCCAGAAUAAUGGCGAGCGUUCAUGAAAGUUUAUAUUUUAACCCAAUGAUGACCAAUGGGGUAGUUCAUGCCAAUGUAUUUGGCAUCAAAGAUUGGGUCACUCCCUACAAAAUUUCUGUUCUCGCGUUGCUAUACGAGAUGACCACAUCCAAACCUAUUGCUCUUCAAGAAAAAAGGCGAUUGAACAAACUAAUUCUACCCCUUCAACAGGGCCCCGACCUGAACCUUGGCCAGUUUCUGAAGAGUGUUGAAGAAUGUUGCCCCCAAACGGCAUAUGCUGUUAAACUCAGGUUGCAUGAAAUGGCAGAUGGAGAGCUCAAGGACAUGGAAUACUUCUUUGCCACCCUUCCUAAUCCAUUCACCGCUUUUGAUUCGGAGGCUUACAAAACCAGUGUUGUUGGGCUUUUUAUGAGACACAUGCUUUUGGCCUACAACAAGCUGUCAUUCAGCCAGGUGUACAAGCUGUAUAAAUCCCUGCAGCACUACUACCACAGUCACUAUGCCCAGCCCAGUAACGGCCAGGGGGAGGUUCCUGUGUUGGCUGCGGACGACUCCGACAUGGACCUCACCAGCACAGAGGACACAGUCGGGGACAGGAUGGAGAAGGAGGACCUGGAUAUGCCCCUUUCCAAGGAUGAAGAUGCCCCAAGCAGAGGACCCCUCUCUCAAAAGCAAGCAGAAUAUUUUCUUGCCAGACAGGCCUACCUUCUGAAGAACGAUGAGAACAAAGCGCUGAAGCCGGCAGCUCUGCAGGACGAGCUCAACAACAUGCUGAAGUUCAACCCAGAUUUCUCAGAAGCGCAUUACCUGAGCUACCUGAACAGCAUGAGGGUCCAGGACAUAUACAUCUCCACCCACAGUCUGCUGCAUUAUUUCGACCGCCUCAUCCUGUCUGGGAGCGAGGGCAAGAGCAAUGGAGACGAGGGCUACGGCCGAAGCCUCCGCUACGCCGCCCUCAACCUGGCAGCCUUGCACUGUCGCUUCGGCCACUAUCAACAGGCAGACCUGGCUCUCCAGGAGGCUAUCCGCAUUGCUCAGGAGUCCAACGACCAUGUGUGUCUGCAGCACUGCCUGAGCUGGCUGUACACGCUGGAACAGAUGAAAGGGUCGGACAGCUCGGUAUUAACUGAAGACUCGGUCAAGAUAGCUGCCCAUUUCUGUCUGCCGUACCUGGCGUCUCUGGGCAUCCAGUCUCUGGUCCAGGAAGGGGCUAUUCAGGGCAGGAUGGCUCAUGAGCUGAUGGAUGCUCUGAAGGACACAGACAUCCUGCACUGGAAGCACAGCCUGUCAGAGCUCAUCGAGAUCAGUCUGGCCCAGACCACGUCCAUAUGGAGGAUGUAUGGCAAGAGCACGAUGGCCAAUCAGCAGGCCCAGCUUCUCCUCAACAUGAACAGUCUGGAACAGGUGAACUUCGGGGUCCAUCAGAACAACACAGAGCCCUUCUGCGUGGCGCUCUGCCACCUGGCCGCGCUGCACGCUGAACAGGGCCUUUAUGGGGCUGUGUCGGAGAUCCUGAAGCAUCUGAAGGAGCAGUUCCCCCCUCACACUCAGAACGCGAUGCUGUGGAUGCUGUGUGACCUGAAGAUCCAGUUUGAGAGGUCUAUGAACGACGGGAAGUACCAUGUGGCCGAGCCCCUCGUUACAGCCAUCGCCGCCUUGAACAAAACCGAAGGGCUCUACAGGCAAGCCCGGGUGCUGAAGGCCUUGAAUCGCACCACAGAAGCCUACAGCAUCCUACAGAGGCUGCAGCUACACUGUGAGAAGACUAAGGGCACAGAGAUGAUUAUCAGGGUGAUGCUGACCACGGCCGAGCUCCACUGGGAGUCAUCCGAGUUCGCCACCGCGCUCCCUCUCCUGCUGCAGGCGUUGGCCUUGGCCAGGCAGCACCACCUCCAGGCCCUGGCCUCCGAGACCAUCCUGCACCUUGCCUUCACGCAGCUGAUGCUGGGGGUUCCUGAGCAGGCGCUGAGCGUCCUCCAUGAGGCCAUGGAGCCCGUCCUGGCCCACGGAGCCGUCAUGGACAAGGGCCGCGCCCUGCUGCUCACGGCCCGCUGUCAGAUGUCCAUGGCCGGGCCCAGGCCCCUCGCCCAGAAGCACGAAGCCCUGGGCCUGGCUGUCCAGACUCUAGAGGAGGCGGCGGGCUACUUCUCCCUGCUGGACUGCAAGGAGCGUCUGAGGGACGUGUACUACCUGCAGGCCCAGCUGCACCACUCCCUGGGACGGGGGCCUCAGCGCAACCAGAGCGCCCUGCUGUUCAGACUGCUGGAUCAGGAGCUGCAGUCGCCAGCGGCGACCGUGGCAAGGCUCUGACAUCCAUUAACACACACCGCUCAUUAGCACACAUAACCUGCGUACGAAGUCGACCGUCAAUGACUUUGCAGGUUUGGUUACUUCCUUGUGGUGGUUUUAUAAAUUCGAUGUAUGAUAAAAUCGGCAUAACAAUUGUGGUUGUACAUUAAAUAUCAGACUGUAACUGUGAAUGAU